This is a messenger RNA of Suillus bovinus, 513 nucleotides long. RefSeq lists its product as uncharacterized. NCBI's taxonomy places the organism in Eukaryota, Fungi, Basidiomycota, Agaricomycetes, Boletales, Suillaceae. The coding region runs from base 1 to 513 and encodes 170 amino acids. The transcript has a single exon. The record is from RefSeq and is a predicted model, not a curated record.
AUGGAGAACUUCCAGUUAGCCCCAGGGUUGUUUCACACUCAACUCAAUCUGAUCUGGGCAAUCCUUCAUAUCCAUCAAGGGUCGCUUGAAGAAAUUGGAGGACUGCAGUACUAUAUUUCACUGCUUGACAGGGUCAGGCUUGGAGCAGAACACCCAGAUUAUCGCACACUUGUCUCUCUUGCUACCCAAGUCCUCGUUGGUCAUAUACUGCUCUACUGGGAGAUCGUCUCUGGAAUGAGCCUCACAGCUCUUGCAGACAGGAAGUCCACAGCUGAGGAAUUAAAGGUUUUCGCUACAAAAAUCUACCAUACCUAUGUCUCUGCACGUGCAGUUGAGGAUGUCAGCGGACAACCAGACUUGGAGAUGCAGGACAGGGUCCUUCGAAACAUCAUCCCUCUUAACCGUGAUCUUUUAAUCUUCUAUAAGUUGGACCUGGCAAUUGUUACAAUAACAUUUACUCCUAUUUUAUUUUUCUUUUCUCGUAACCAUGCUGCCGACUCUAGACUCAUCUAG